CUGCGCAUGUCUAAAGGGUGGCUGAAGGGGGCGGUAGAAACAGACCACUCACUGCGGAGGCGGGGCUUCGGCGAAUUCAGGUGAUCCGCACUGAGCUGUUCCCGGCAGCAGCGAUGGCGGGGAGAGGGAAGCUAAUUGCGGUGAUCGGAGACGAGGACACGGUGACUGGCUUCCUGCUGGGUGGCAUAGGGGAGCUUAAUAAGAAUCGCCACCCUAAUUUCCUGGUGGUGGAGAAGGAUACAACCAUCAAUGAGAUCGAAGACACUUUCCGGCAGUUUCUAAACCGGGACGACAUCGGCAUCAUCCUCAUCAACCAGUACAUCGCUGAGAUGGUGCGGCAUGCACUCGAUGCCCAUCAGCUCUCCAUUCCUGCUGUUCUGGAGAUCCCAUCUAAGGAGCACCCCUAUGAUGCUGCCAAGGACUCCAUCCUGCGCAGGGCCAGGGGCAUGUUCACUGCCGAAGACCUGCGCUAGGGAACUCCGCACAGCCCUGCAGCCUCUCCCCAGGCUGCCAUCAGCCCUUCCCUUAAUUUUUGAGCCUCUGAUUUCCAAUUACCUGUCCCUUCUCACAACAUUGAGAGGCUAGGUGAGGUGCUUCCAGGUGGCUGGGGCUCUGCCAUUAAAAUCAAGGCUGGUUAGGGAA
Molecule: messenger RNA, 642 nt
Organism: Manis pentadactyla (Chinese pangolin)
Lineage: Eukaryota; Metazoa; Chordata; Mammalia; Pholidota; Manidae
Gene: ATP6V1F
Product: ATPase H+ transporting V1 subunit F
Exons: 2
Coding region: 114-473 (119 amino acids)
Biological process (GO): proton transmembrane transport
Cellular component (GO): proton-transporting V-type ATPase, V1 domain; membrane
Molecular function (GO): proton-transporting ATPase activity, rotational mechanism
Source: RefSeq, a predicted model, not a curated record